Messenger RNA from Homarus americanus (American lobster), 828 nucleotides. RefSeq names its product MAP kinase kinase MKK1/SSP32-like. The record is from RefSeq and is a predicted model, not a curated record. NCBI's taxonomy places the organism in Eukaryota, Metazoa, Arthropoda, Malacostraca, Decapoda, Nephropidae. The transcript has a single exon. Bases 1 to 828 code for a protein of 275 amino acids. Gene Ontology annotation, biological process: protein phosphorylation; mitotic DNA damage checkpoint signaling. Gene Ontology annotation, cellular component: nucleus; cytoplasm. Gene Ontology annotation, molecular function: protein serine/threonine kinase activity; ATP binding.
AUGGAUGAGCAGAAGACUAGCCACCAGGAGGGAUCGCACCUCGUCGAGUUCACUUACGCUAACUUCGACAAAACCUUCAAAACAACUCGGUUUUUGGGAGAGGGGGCUAGUGGUAAAGUAUUUUUGGGAGAGUUCUCCAACGGACCAGUGUGCGCCAAAGUCGGAGUAAGCCAUGGCAUCAACAACGCCUUCAGCAUAGAAAAAGAAAAUAAUUUGCAGGUAAACGGUGCUGGCGGAUCCCCCGUCCUGCUGGGGUCAUGUACAGAUUACCCAGUACUGAUCUUCUCACUCUGCCAGGGCCAGACAUUGGAUGAGGUUGUCGAAAAUCUAAUCGUUUUUUCUCCCACUAAAUUAUCACUCAUAUUUCUGCCCAUCGCUGAAGGCCUAGCCGAGGUACACAGCCGGGGAAUCAUCCAUAACGAUAUCAAAGUGGAUAACGUUUUACUUGAGAAGAACUCCGAUGAGUCUUACACCUCCCACUUUAUCGACUUUGGAUUAUCAACAGCCGAUGGUGGCCACCUGACCUCACACAGCAAUCCGAAAGGAAGCCAUUACGCCCCGGAGCUGUUUAAGGGUCUCCCCUGCACCCCGGCAAGUGACAUCUACUCGCUCGGAGUUAUGAUCUCCGACGUCCAAUAUUGUUUUGAUAACCCCUGGCCGCCAGGGGUUAAACGCCUGUGCAAGCAAAUGCUCAACCGCAACCCUCAGCACCGUCCAAUUCUUUCUAAAGUAAUAAAAGUUUUGAGAAAAUCCCUUAAGGGGCACUCCCGUGAGGUGCUCUCUUCCACCAAAGCCCACCCCACCUACCAAGCUACGCGAGUCUAUUGA